Messenger RNA from Drosophila takahashii, 1786 nucleotides. RefSeq names its product Ring finger protein 146 (gene Rnf146). Gene Ontology annotation, molecular function: poly-ADP-D-ribose binding; zinc ion binding; ubiquitin protein ligase activity. Gene Ontology annotation, cellular component: nucleus; cytoplasm. The record is from RefSeq and is a predicted model, not a curated record. Gene Ontology annotation, biological process: ubiquitin-dependent protein catabolic process; Wnt signaling pathway. Lineage: Eukaryota; Metazoa; Arthropoda; Insecta; Diptera; Drosophilidae.
AGCGGUCACACUCGGGCAGCAACAAUUUUUUGUUUCGCAUUUUGUUUGUGAAAAUUUAAAACACGACUGCAUUGGCAACAGCGCAACUUUUCCCGCUGCUGACAAGAUCACGCAAGUUCUAACAUGUCGCAACAACGCGCCACGGACCAGAAUGCAGCCAGCUGCAGCAACAACGGCGAGGUGAUUACGCUGGACGACGACGACGAGGAUGAGGAUGUUCAAUUUGUGGGAUUCGUGCGUCCCACCACCACCGUCAUCGAUCUCUGCCUGUCGCCCUCGACUUCCGCGGCGGCGGCUGCUGCCCGUUCUGGAAGCGGAGCUGGAGAUGGGCCUGCAACAGGAUCCGGAUCAGGAGCUACUGCAACGGCUUCCGAUCCCAAUUCCCCUUCCUCAUCGCCCGGAGAUGCUGCAAAAGCCACCAGCGUAGAUGCGGCCAAUACUGGUGCGGAUUCCCCUUCCGCAGCGGCUGCUGCCUUGGAGUGUCCCAUCUGCUUACAAACCUGCAUCCAUCCAGCUCGUCUCCCCUGUGGCCACAUCUUUUGCUUCUUGUGCGUUAAGGGCGUUGCCUACAAAAACCGGAGGUGUGCUAUGUGCCGCCGCGAGAUUCCCGCCGAGUUUCUGGACCAUCCGCAGCUGGUGAAUGGCAUUGAAGACAUUUGCACAACUCGCGCAACUGAAGAUGGCUACCAGUGGUACUACGAGGGCAGAAAUGGUGGCUGGUGGGCGUACGAUUCUCGGACCAAUGAAGAAAUUGAGAUCGCCUAUGCGGGAUAUGAAGCACACAAGACGGGGAAGCCCAUCGCUUCAGGAACUGAAGCGUUACAGGCUGCCAUUAAUCCACCAGUAAAUCCAGAGUCCUUUACUUUAUCGGCUGACAAUACUAUUGGUGAAGGAGGUGAUAAGUUGGGGCCACCAUUUGUUGAACAAUUAAAUCGGGACCCACCAGUACCUCAAACUCUCCCACCCCCCGAACCUGCCGUUAAUCCACUAGAUAACCCGAACUUAUCCGAAAAUGAAACUACUGAUGAAGAUGAUGAUAUGUUAGAAUCUAAUUCUGAUGCAAUAUUCGAUAUUACUGAUGAAGAUGAUGAUAUGUUGGAUCCACACUCUCCAACGUCAAUCGAAAGCUUGACUUCUGAUGAAGAUGAUGGUGUUUUGGAUCCAUUCGUUAAUCCACUAUUCAAUCGGAACUCUGCAAGCCCAAUCGAUUACGAUAGUGACGAUUCUGUAGUAUCCGCUGGAGAAACUUUUAGGUCAUCGGACUACGAAGAUGAUGAUGACAUGAAUUCACAGGGUUGGCCAAGCUCAGAUUCUGAGGAUCUGGACGAAAUUGAACCGCAUCCAGGCAGGCUGUUAGUACAGAUCUGCGGGGUUAUGUAUGCCAUCGACUUUAUGCGAAUGAAGCAGUAUCCCCGCUCGAGCCCCGAAAAGCGUCGAACUAUCGUGCGAUGCAAGACAACCGAUGCCGUUCCUAUUGGAGUAAAAGGCGUCGCCGGGCUUAGCAAGUACCAAAAAUACAACUAAACUUCGAUAAUAUCACCCACCCCAAUCAUAGUCCAAAAACAUUUGCACUUCCACUUCCAUGACUUAAUUACAUUAAAAAACAAACUGUGAUUUAAAGGCCAAACUAGCAAAACAGAUAAGAUCCCAUCUCAUUCCAAGUAUUUUUGUUGUAAAAACGUGUAACUUCAGGUUGGUGGCAAUAUGAUGACCGCACAAGUCAGGAUAUCGAAGAUGCCUUCAAGAAAGGCGACAAAUCCUGCACAAUUCUGGUGGCAGGCUACGU